Molecule: messenger RNA, 1626 nt
Organism: Nannizzia gypsea CBS 118893
Lineage: Eukaryota; Fungi; Ascomycota; Eurotiomycetes; Onygenales; Arthrodermataceae
Product: long-chain specific acyl-CoA dehydrogenase
Exons: 4
Coding region: 1-1626 (541 amino acids)
Molecular function (GO): oxidoreductase activity, acting on the CH-CH group of donors; flavin adenine dinucleotide binding
Source: RefSeq, a predicted model, not a curated record
AUGUCCGGCAUAUAUUCAAAGGAGGAUGUUGCGUCGCAUAGCAAAGGGGACAGUGUCUGGAUCACCAUCGACGGAGAUGUCUAUGAUGUGUCCAAGUUCCUCGAUGAACAUCCUGUCUUGCAGCGUAUGGGUGGCAAAGAUGCCUCGAAGCAGUUCUGGAAAUACCACAACGCAGGCGUGUUGAAGAAGUACCAGCCAAAGCUGAAGAUCGGCUCCCUCGACUCGAAGAAAGCCGAUCCUGCACCUGCACCAGCAGCCGCAGCUCCUGCCCCAACUCCAAAGAAGGAGGCCUCAAAGUCACAGGCGCAGUCCUCGUCUGCCCCAGCCGCAGAGGCCUUGGAUCCCUAUGGAGAGCUCAUCCCUUUCUCAGAUCCAUCAUGGUACCAUGGAUACUACUCCCCCUUCUAUAACGAAUCACACGCUGCUCUACGUGACGAGGUACGACAGUGGGUAGAGACCGAGAUCGAGCCUUACUGCCACGAGUGGGACGAGGCCAAGGCAGUGCCUGAGAGUAUCUACAAACAAAUGGGCGAGAGGGGUUAUCUUGCUGGUCUGCUGGGUCUAUCGUACAACAAAGACCUAGUCAAGAACCAAGUGAAGAGCGUUUCCCCCGAUAAGUGGGAUCUCUUCCACGAGCUGAUUGUCACCGAUGAGAUCUCCCGCGCAGGCAGCGGAGGCAUUGUCUGGAACCUCAUCGGUGGAUUCGGCAUUGGCUGCCCACCCCUCGUCAAAUACGGAUCCAAGGAGCUCGUGGAUCGUAUUGUGCCAGGUAUUCUGGCUGGUGACAAGCGUAUCUGUCUAGCUAUAACCGAGCCUGAUGCUGGAAGUGACGUCUCCAACUUGUCUUGUGAAGCCAAACUCACACCGGAUGGGAAGCAUUAUAUCGUCAAUGGUGAGAAGAAGUGGAUCACCAACGGUAUCAUGAGUGAUUACUUCACCACUGCUGUGCGAACUGGAGGCCCCGGAAUGGGUGGUGUCAGUGUUCUCCUAAUCGAGCGCUCCGCCGGAGGUGUUAGCACACGCAAGAUGGACUGCCAGGGUGUUUGGAGCAGUGGCACCACCUACGUUACCUUUGAAGAUGUGAAGGUCCCUGUUGGCAACCUGAUUGGAAAGGAGAACAAGGGCUUCAAAGUCAUUAUGACCAACUUCAACCAUGAGCGUAUGGGUAUCAUCAUCCAGUGCCUCCGCUUCUCCCGAGUCUGCUACGAGGAGUCCGUCAAAUAUGCCCACAAGCGCCGCACUUUUGGCAAACGCCUCAUCGACCAUCCCGUCAUCCGCAUGAAACUCGCGCACAUGGCUCGCCAGAUCGAAGCCAGUUUCAACUGGCUUGAGAACCUCGUAUUCCAAUGCCAAAACAUGGACGAAGACGCCGCCGCCCUUCGCCUAGGAGGAGCGAUUGCCAGUCUCAAAGCCCAGUCUACCACCACGUUCGAGUUCUGUGCUCGCGAAGCCAGUCAGAUCUUCGGAGGCCUCAGCUACUCCCGUGGUGGACAGGGCGGUAAGAUUGAAAGGCUCUACCGUGAUGUCAGGGCCUAUGCUAUCCCCGGAGGCAGCGAGGAGAUCAUGCUUGAUCUAAGUAUGAGACAGUCUUUGAAGGUGCAUGAGAUCUUUGGCAUGAAGCUAUAA